CUCUCGAUGCUGUGGUAUGCUUGUUCUGUAGCAGUACGCUUUGUAGGAAAAGAAGAUACCCAUGCUACUUCCGGAAUCCAUUUGGUGCAGAGGUCUGAGGCUGGUUCUGUGAUUUCUGACUUUGUGCUCACGGUAGGCUACUUUGCACAGCUUGACAGCUUGCGGGUUCUUGUUAACUCUUCAAACAACGCUAAGAGCUCAUUGAAGGAAAUCUUUUGGUAUCCUGGAAAACUUGUUGCUCAGUAUGGCAUCGCACUGAAUAUGGAGGUGUUGGACGAGUUGCGCUUUUUCAAGUCCUCCAGCUUUCACUUGAUUCCCAACGAUAUUCUCAACAGACAGACCUUGGGCAACUUGUCUUUGUUGCACAUCGAGCUUGGAUCAGCUGCUCGGAACGAAUACUUUGCCAAUAGUACGUAUGAGCCAAUCAGCUUCGACUGGAAGGUUCUGACAACUGUCGGGCUGAGCAUUGUUAUAGUGCUGUCCCCGUUCAACUUCACUAAUUCGCUACUAUUUUCGAAUUUUCUCUCCAGUGGAACAGUCAUAUAUUCAUUUCCUGGCGGUGUAGGCUACUUGACGGAUAUAAAGUACUUGGAGAACAUGUGCGGAGCUGUGGUGAACCGAGCUGACAAGCCUUCAGUAUCACUCGGUUUGGUAUUAGGUAGCUUGAGAAAGCAGAAUGGCGAUGGUGAUCUCAUGAUGAUCUUGUCGUGGAAGAUAAUACGAGACUUGAUGGUGAAACACCAGCCUGCUGGGCGUGAAGCUCCACAGCUUCACAAUAAUAAAUUGGCUAGCAAAAUCCCCUCUGUGGUCCGAGAGCCUAGGGAAGUCGAUGACAAUUCGUGGGGUACUUGUAUCUACUAUAACGAGACAACACUAGUAACUAACUUCCACGUUCUCAAGCCGUUUGUAGAAUCGGACUCGGCAGAUGCCAGGUGCGAUAUCUUUCUCUCGAAUGCGGUGAUUCUCACACUAACACAAGACGAUUUGAUAUUCACGCCGUUCAAGGCAAUCGAUCUCUCGUUCAUCAAGCUAUCUCCGAAGAACUUGUCCCUCUUGACCAAUAGUAACAAAGAUUACGAGCCAGUUAAGCCAACUUACGAUUAUAAAGUCGGUCAAAAAGUCACUUCCAAGAGCUUUGGCUUAUUCCUCAAUACCACCAACGUCAAAGCUUUGGAAUCAAAAGGAAUAGUAAAUAGCAUAUUUCAAUUGGCUCUUCAUGAUGACGGGAAAGCCACCAUUAAUUCCGUCAUCAUCACAUCCUCGUCUUGCUGGAAUGGCUCCUCGGGUGGUGCUAUUCAUUUGAACAGCGAUAACAGCUUUAUUGGUAUCAUCUGCUCGAACGCACAGGUCAAGCUCCCGCUUUUAGAUGUGGAGCUGGAAGAAGACAAGAUCGAAAAGCUUCUGCGAUUCUCUUUUGUCUUACCGGUACAACUUAUAGACUACAGUUACAAUUACGUAAUGAACAAAAGUGCUGGUCCAGUUCAUCUAAGUGGACAGAUUCGCGAUUCAUGGCAACUCAAGACUUUUCAUGAAGACAUAGUUCUUGAACCAACGAAGUUAUGA
Scheffersomyces stipitis CBS 6054 is the source of this 1563-nucleotide messenger RNA. RefSeq lists its product as uncharacterized. The record is from RefSeq and is a predicted model, not a curated record. Gene Ontology annotation, cellular component: peroxisome. Gene Ontology annotation, molecular function: serine-type endopeptidase activity. Gene Ontology annotation, biological process: protein processing; regulation of fatty acid beta-oxidation. The annotation marks the transcript as partial. The transcript is spliced from 2 exons. Lineage: Eukaryota; Fungi; Ascomycota; Pichiomycetes; Serinales; Debaryomycetaceae.